This is a messenger RNA of Trematomus bernacchii (emerald rockcod), 4749 nucleotides long. RefSeq names its product chloride channel 6 (gene clcn6). Gene Ontology annotation, biological process: chloride transport; transmembrane transport. Bases 77 to 2671 code for a protein of 864 amino acids. Gene Ontology annotation, cellular component: intracellular membrane-bounded organelle; lysosomal membrane. NCBI's taxonomy places the organism in Eukaryota, Metazoa, Chordata, Actinopteri, Perciformes, Nototheniidae. Gene Ontology annotation, molecular function: voltage-gated chloride channel activity. The record is from RefSeq and is a predicted model, not a curated record. The transcript has 23 exons.
UUUCUAGUGAAUUAGAUAGUUGUAUGCUAUGCGAUUUUACCAAAGCCACUGAACGCAGCGUGACACAACAGGGAAGAUGGCGUGUUGUGGAAACUGUUUUUGUUGCCGAUGUUGCUGCAGCGAAGGAGAGACUCGGACACCAGAGGAACUGAUGAUCCUUGGGGAAAUCCAAGAUGAAGAGGAUGAGAUUCUACCCAGGAAAGACUAUGAGAGCUUGGAUUAUGAUCGCUGCAUCAACGAGCCCUACGUGGAGCUUCUCGAGGGAAUGGACAACAAGAAAGCCAAAAAGUAUGAAGCAGUGCGAUGGAUGCUGAUGUUUGCAAUCGGAGUCACCGUGGGUCUGGUGGGCCUCUUUGUGGAUUUCUUUGUUCGCCUCUUCACCAAAAUCAAAUAUACUUUGGUUGCGGAUUCCUUGCAGCAGUGCAGUGACAGAGGCUGUCUCUCUGUGUCCCUGCUGGAGCUCCUGGCCUUCAACCUGACCUUCGUCUUCAUCGCCAGUGUGCUCGUUCUCGUUGAGCCUUUAGCUGCAGGUUCAGGGAUCCCAGAAAUUAAAAGUUACCUAAACGGAGUGAAGGUUCCAGGAAUCGUCCGGCUGCGAACUUGCCUCUGCAAAGCUGCUGGAGUCCUGUUCAGCGUGGCUGGAGGUCUGUUUGUGGGGAAAGAGGGUCCAAUGAUUCACAGUGGAGCCAUAGUGGGGGCUGGCCUUCCUCAGUUUCAGAGCAUCACUUUCAAGAAGAUCAAAUUCGAUUUUUCCUACUUCCGCAGUGACAGGGACAAGCGAGACUUUGUGUCAGCAGGUGCAGCAGCUGGAGUAGCUGCUGCAUUUGGUGCCCCUAUAGGUGGCACGCUCUUCAGUCUGGAGGAGGGCUCCUCUUUCUGGAACCAGGCACUCACUUGGAAAGUGCUCUUCUGCUCAAUGUCUGCCACGUUCACCCUCAACUUCUUCCGUUCUGGGAUCAACUUUAACAAGUGGGGCUCCUUCCAGCUGCCUGGUCUGCUCAACUUUGGAGAGUUCAAGUGUCCAGAUGAAGAUAAGAACUGCCACCUGUGGACAGUAGUGGACCUGGCCUUCUUUGUCCUGAUGGGGGUGGUGGGUGGCUUGCUGGGGGCGCUCUUCAACUGCAUGAACAAAAGCCUGGCCAAGUAUCGCAUCAGGAACAUCCACCCAAAGGCCAAGUUCAUCAGAGUUUUAGAGAGUCUACUGGUUGCCAUGGUGACAACAGUAGUGAUAUUUGCUGCUUCGAUACUGUUAGGCGAAUGUCGUGACCUGUACUCCCCCACAACCCACAACACCACACUGUCUGGCAGUGAGGACAUCAACUCAACCAUUCGUCAGUUCUUCUGCACCAACAAGACCUACAACGACAUGGCCACGCUGUUCUUCAACCCUCAGGAGGCUGCUAUCCACCAGCUCUUCCACCAGGAUGGAACCUUUAGCCCGGUGACGCUGUCAGUGUUCUUCCUGCUAUACUUCCUGUUGGCCUGCUGGACCUAUGGUGUGUCUGUGCCCAGCGGCCUCUUUGUCCCCUCACUGCUCUGUGGGGCCGCUUUUGGACGUCUGGUUGCCAACAUCCUCAAAGUGAAGCUGGGAAUGGACAUCUACCCGGGGACCUUUGCUCUGAUUGGAGCUGCUGCCUUCCUGGGAGGCGUGGUCAGGAUGACCAUUAGUCUGACCGUCAUCCUCAUUGAAUCUACCAAUGAAAUCACAUAUGGGCUGCCCAUCAUGAUUACUCUAAUGGUUGCCAAGUGGACGGGAGAUUUUUUCAACAAAGGCAUCUAUGACAUCCACAUCCAGCUGAAAGGAGUGCCGCUGCUGGAGUGGGAGACUGAGGUUGAAAUGGACAAGCUGACAGCUAAUGAUAUCAUGGAGCCCAACCUGACCUAUGUGUACCCCCACACACGGGUCCAGUCUCUGGUCAGCAUCCUGCGCACCACUGUCUACAACGCCUUCCCUGUGGUGACAGAGAACCGGUACAACGAGCGGGACUUCAUGAAGGGCAACAUCUUGGUCAGCAACAACAUCCACUUUAAGAAAUCCAGUGUGUUGUCCCGUGCGGGGGAGCAGCGGCGGCGCUGCCAGUCUAUGAAGUCAUACCCGUCCAGCGAGCUGAGGAACGUCUGUGAGGAGCGCAUCGCCACCGGGGGGGAGGGGGAGGGGGAGAGGGGGGAAGACCUGCUGCAGCAGAUGCUAGAGAGGAGGCACGCUCCGUACCCCAACCUGUACCCCGACCAGUCCCCCAGUGAAGAGUGGAGCAUGGAGGAGCGCUUCAGACCGCUCACCUUCCACGGCCUCAUCCUGCGCUCCCAGCUGGUCACCCUGCUCAUCAGGGGAGUCUGCUACGCCGAGAAUCAGUCGAGCGCCACUCAGCCCAGGUUGUCCUAUGCAGAGAUGACUGAAGAUUACCCACGUUACCCGGAUAUCCAUGACUUGGACCUCGCCCUGCUCAACCCCCGCAUGAUAGUGGAUGUCACCCCCUACAUGAACCCGAGCCCCUACACGGUGUCGCCCAACACCCACAUCUCCCAGGUGUUCAACCUGUUCAGGACGAUGGGCCUGCGACACCUGCCAGUGGUGAACGCUGUUGGAGAAAUUGUUGGAAUAAUCACACGACAUAAUUUAACCCACGAGUUCCUUGUGGCCAAACUGCGACAGCACAGCAUCAGUGUUUGAGGCCAGUGGACGUCCUGCUGUCCUCCCGACAAAGACUCUGUCCUGCUGUCCAUUCAACACAGACUCUGUCCUCCUGUCCAUUCAACACAGACUCUGUCCUCCUGUCCAUUCAACACAGACUCUGUCCUCCUGUCCAUUCAACACAGACUCUGUCCUCCUGUCCAUUCAACACAGACUCUGUCCUCCUGUCCAUUCAACACAGACUCUGUCCUCCUGUCCAUUCAACACAGACUCUGUCCUCCUGUCCAUUCAACACAGACUCUGUCCUCCUGUCCAUUCAACACAGACUCUGUCCUCCUGUCCAUUCAACACAGACUCUGUCCUCCUGUCCAUUCAACACAGACUCUGUCCUCCUGUCCAUUCAACACAGACUCUGUCCUCCUGUCCAUUCAACACAGACUCUGUCCUGCUGUCCAUUCAACACAGACUCUGUCCUGCUGUCCAUUCCUCCAGCAGGACACGCCUCAGUGCUGCUAUAGUAACCCUCCUCCAGCCUGCCUCCAGUCUAACGGCCUGACACAUGAACCAGGUGUACUGUCAUACAACCGUAUUAAACAUAUUUGACUUCAACAUGUUGAUAUAAAUGUUUAACAUGACACUAAAAUACCCUAAUCUAUCUGAAUGAUGUACUCUUGCUGUGCAUUGACACAGUGAGCAACAGCAGCAAGGAUAUGAAAGUAUUAAUACUCUGAUACUGAUAGUAUUGUCUCAGCAGGAAUUUUAGUGGCCACCAUGUACUCAUAGUCUCUCAGUGUUUUUCUCCCUGGUCACACAAAGAUGAAACUGGAAAGAUGUUCCAGUGAUUUCAGGUCUGCUGUUUCUGCUAGAGACACAAUCCACAAGUCGGAGCUUGGUAAGCAGAAUUCAGAAUAAAGAAAUCCCAGUCCAACAAAGCUAGCUAGACAGUCAGAGGGACAGUGUGAGGGACAGUCAGAGGGACAGUCAGAGGGACAGUGUGAGGGACAGUCAGAGGGACAGUCAGAGGGACAGUGUGAGGGACAAAGACACAGUGUGAGGGACAAAGACACAGUGUGAGGGACAGACAGAGGGACAGUCAGAGGGACAGUGUGAGGGAUAGUCAGAGGGACAGUGUGAGGGACAGACAGAGGGACAGUGUGAGGGAUAGUCAGAGACACAGUGUGAGGGACAGUCAGAGACACAGUGUGAGGGACAGUCAGUGUGAUGUAGGGACUGAGAGCUUUAACAUGUCAGUAAAUGUAACUGUUGUUCUUCUCUUUGCAAAUACAAAAUGGAGAAAAUGAGCAAGCUUUGCUGAACAUACACACUUUAGUUUGGUCACAUUAAAUGUUUAAGUCUAAGUUCCAGGUGGGGCUGUCUGCUGCACUUCAUCUGAAAGUAAGACAUGUCAGUUUUUAUUCAUUUGAACUGCAGAAAAACUAGUCCAUGCAUUUGUUACUUCAAGGCUGGACUAUUGUAACUCUUUAUUAUCAGGCUGGACCAAAAAGUCACAUUCUUCAUUCAAAAUGCUGCAGCAUACGUAGGGACAAGAUCAUGGAAAAGAUGGUGUUCCUUUGAAGGUUUGCAGGUGACAGUUUAAGGUUUCCUUUCCACCUGUGUGAAACAUUAUUCUAAAUAGUUUAUUAUGCUUUAUCCUCUGUCACUGAAGCACUUUUGAUUUGGACUGUUUUUACAUUUGUAUUAACUGUGGGACAGAAUGCACUAAAGAGUCCGCACAGACUGAAGAGAGUUUCAUGUUUGACAACAUGAUCAUUUUUCUGCACUUAUAAUCCAAGGUAAUAUUGUCACUGUCAUUCCGUCGGGUCAGCGUAGUCGGUUUUAUGUUGACUGAGGUUUUGUUAAAAGGACUUUAUUCAAGCGAAACUGGCAAAGCUCUAAUUUUUAUAAAACGUAUGUGUUUACUAUUUCAUGUUAGUCCUCUGCGAUACGUUGAUCAGCACUGUAGUAUUUUUCUGGUCCAUCGUACUCGUGCAUUGUUUGCAUUGCCCUAAAUGUGACUCACAGCUAAGACAAGUAAUAGGAAGUGGCAUUGCAACUUUUAUUGAUGGACAAGAAGUCCAAUGUUUGUCAGGCUGGAACAUAUUAUACAUCAAACAUUC